This is a messenger RNA of Lingula anatina, 693 nucleotides long. RefSeq lists its product as uncharacterized. Gene Ontology annotation, biological process: proteolysis. Lineage: Eukaryota; Metazoa; Brachiopoda; Lingulata; Lingulida; Lingulidae. The record is from RefSeq and is a predicted model, not a curated record. Gene Ontology annotation, molecular function: serine-type endopeptidase activity.
AUGGAGAGAAUAGACGCUAGCACAGUGGGCGGAACCACUAUGGGAGUUGCCAAGAGGGCUACCUUGGUAGCAGUCAAGGUUCUUUCCGACGAUGGAUCCGGCUCUAUUGCAAACAUCGGUUUGGGUAUUGAAUAUGCAGUGAAUGACGCCAAGAGAAGAAACGCUAAGGCCGUCAUCAACAUGUCUUUGGGCGGUGGUGCAAGCACUGCUUUUGAUGAAAUGUGUAAUGAUGCUGUCAGAGAGGGCGUGACAAUGGUUGUCGCAGCUGGCAACUCUGGUGCUGAUGCAUGCUCAGAAUCUCCAGCCAGAGCCGCUGAUGUAAUCAGCGUUGCAGCAAGUGACAGCAGGGACGACCUGGCGAGCUUCUCGAACCACGGUAGAUGUGUGGACAUCAUUGCACCGGGAGUCGGCGUCCUUGGCGCACGCACCAAGACCAACUCUGGAUCUGUAGCCUACAGCGGAACAUCCAUGGCCGCCCCACACGUGGCCGGUGCCGUUGCGGUCUUCCUUGGUAACCAGUCUGGAAAUCCCACUCCUGCUGAAGUGAGAGAGUGGCUUGAGACCAACGCCAGCGAGGGCAAAAUCAAUGUCCCAACUGCUAGCCGCCCGGGGGCCAGUUGCUGCCAGACCACCACCCGCAACUGCAACAACAAGUGCCACACUGUAAACAAGCUUCUGUACGUUGGCUGUUAG